Messenger RNA from Theileria equi strain WA, 1590 nucleotides. RefSeq names its product kelch domain-containing protein. Bases 1 to 1590 code for a protein of 529 amino acids. Gene Ontology annotation, cellular component: Golgi apparatus. The record is from RefSeq and is a predicted model, not a curated record. Lineage: Eukaryota; Apicomplexa; Aconoidasida; Piroplasmida; Theileriidae. Gene Ontology annotation, molecular function: protein binding. The transcript has a single exon.
AUGUCCAAUUACACACGGUUAACUCAUACAGAAUUAUCCGCUAUACCAGGGGCUCCAUCUCCCCGGGCAGCACACACUUGCGAUGCCGUGGGAAACUUUUUGAUUGUAUUCGGAGGAUGGUCCGGAAAAGUUGCUUUAGGUGAUGCCUAUGCCUAUCAUACGAAGAAGAGACGUUGGUAUGGAUUAAAUUUAUGUUUGGAUUUGAAUCCAAACAUAUCUAGUUCUUCAAAGAAGCGUCCAAAGUUGACACCAUCAUCAUUGAUUCGUAAUAACCACGUUUCAUCAGUUCACAAUAAUGAACUAUAUAUUCACGCAGGACAUGAUGGCAAUCAGUGGUUGUCUGAUAUGUAUGCUUUAGAUGUGAGUUUUUUGGAGGAUAGUGUAUCUGGAUUACAGUUUGGCCAGCUCGUUGACAUCCCUGUUCGUUAUGUGGAUGCAAUAGGUAAAGUUCCAUCGAAACGUGCUUGCCAUAGUAUGACACGUGUGGGUGACUGCUUCUAUACCUUUGGUGGAUACGAUGGUAGCCAAUGCUUUAAUGACUUGGAAGUUUUCGACCCGUCAAUUAGUACAUGGUCUAAGUUGAGCAAGCCGCAUGGUAAAAAACCUCCCGCAAGGAAUGCACACACCAUGGUAUCUGAUGGACGGAAUUUGUUUUUGAUCGGUGGUCACAGCGGCUCUGUUCAUUUUGACGACGUUUACACAUAUACUAUUAGUAGCCACACUUGGACAAAAGUGAAAUUGGAUGGUUUUAUUCCCCCACCUGUUCGUGGUCAUUCUACUGCAUUCUAUCAUCAAGAAGUAUACAUGUUUGGUGGUUUUAACGGUGACGAACCCUUCAACACGUUCUACGUGUACAACCUUCGGAGUUGCACAUGGGGAAUACAGGAUGUAUAUUAUGAAUCCAGUUCCAUAUCUAAGCGCCAAAGAUGUUCUAUGGUACAGGUUGGGGAUUCGUUGUAUAUUUUUGGAGGAUUUAAUGGAAAGCACUGGCUAAAUGAUUUACACACUAUAAAGUAUCAAUCAAUACAAGCUUCCCAUUCUGAUGAUUCUUUGGCCGCUCUUGCCAAAAAUUUGGGCCAGUUCAUGAAUAACUCACGCUUUUCUGAUGUAUCUAUAUCUGCUGCUGGUAAGGAGAUUCCUGCACACAGCGUCAUACUUGCAGCAAAUUCUACUUACUUUCAUGAUUUACUCACAAAGGAGGAUCCUCCCAGUGUUAUUGAAUUGAAUGGAUGGUCUCUUGAUGCUGUAAUGAAGUUGGUAGAAUUCAUAUAUACCUCGAAAAUAGAUGAUUUCAGUAGCAAUAAUCACUAUCGUAUUUGUGAAGUACUAGGGCUUGCAGAUAGUUGCAAUUUAGAUAAACUAAAGUCCAUGUGCGAAGAGUUGCUUGUGCCAAAAAUCGAUAUUGACAAUGCCUGCUACUUGUUAAAAUCAUCAAAGUUGUACAACGCUGAUUAUUUGCGUCAAUGUUGCUUUGACUUCAUAUCUGAAAACGCGGCGGAUGUGAUGUUAACUCCUGGUUUUGAGGAGCUGUCUUCAGUACCAUCUCUUGUCAUGGAGUUGGCCAAAUUGUCAAUCAACAAGACCGCGUAA